GGGUCUCUACUUUUGCAACGCACACCUCUGAUCCCACUCUUAAGGCCGGAGCGGCAGCUGGCGGAGAUUAGACGAGUCAGCGACACGGACGUAUAGCACCGGCUGAGAUCGGGUUUGGGCUGGUGAACCUUUUUGAGUUUGCCUUUGUUUUGACAUCUCGAGAAUCGACAAUUUUGAAUGUGAGCGUUCUGUACCGAUCCCGCUUUGGCCAUGAGUUAUUUCGGAUACCGCCGGGAGCUGAGCAAGUACGAAGACGUGGACGAGGAUGAGCUCCUGGCAUCGCUCAGUCCCGAAGAGCUGGCCGAGCUGGAGAAGGAGCUGGUGGACAUCGACCCCGACGCCAACGUGCCCAUCGGGCUACGGCAGAGGGACCAGACUGAUAAGACCCCGACGGGGACUUUCAGCAGAGAGGCGCUCAUGAAAUAUUGGGAAGCUGAGACUCAGAAAAUCCUGGAAAAGGAAAUUGGAGGAGCGAGCCCGAAAACGGACGAAGAAGAUGAAGGCGUGACAGACAGAAACAGCGAAUCCGAGGACGAGAAGGACGACGAAAGCGAGAAAGAGCAGAAAAAGCAACUGGAGGAGGAAGAAGAGGAGGAUGAAGAAGAGGAAGAAGAUGAGGAGAGCGAGGAGGAGGAGGAGGAGGAGGAAGAGGUCGUAACAGAGGAGGACAACGACGACGACGAUGAAGAAGAAGAAAACACUCGCGUUGAGCCCGUCGCGCCGUCGCUGCCGCCGAUCGUCGCGCCGCAGCAGCUGAAGCCCCAGCGGGCGGAGCCUGUCCCAUUGACUCCUCCCCCUCCACCUCCAGACCCGAACGCCAGCGGGAAUCCCACCGUGGUGGACGAGGCCCUGCAGCGGGCCCUGAGUGACGACCCCGAGCUCACAGAAGUCAACUUGAAUAACAUUGACGACAUCUCGCAGGAGACCCUAAUCCGAUUCGCCGAAGCCCUGAGGUCCAACACGCACGUGCGCGUCUUCAGCCUCGCCAAUACCCACGCAGACGACCCGGUGGCUGUGGCCGUCGCCAAGAUGCUGCGGGAGAACUCGUCCAUCGUGAGCCUCAACAUCGAGUCCAAUUACGUGAGCGGCAAGGGGGUCCUUGCGCUGGUCCAAGCCAUGCCCGGGAACAACACCCUGACCGAGCUCCGGUUCCAUAACCAGAGGCAUAUUUGCGGAGGGCAGGUAGAGAUGGAGAUGGUGAAGAUACUUCGGGAGAACCACACCUUGAUCAAGCUGGGCUACCAGUUUAACCUACCCGGACCCAGGAUGAGCAUGACGGGCAUCCUCACCAGAAACCAAGACCGUCAGAGGCAGAAGCGACUGCAGGAGCAGAGGCAACAACAGCAACAGGGGGCGCCGGAAGGAGCCGCCAAUCCACGGACCGCGGCGCUGAGAGGAACACCCUGCAGCUCACCUCGAUCCUCUCCUUGGUCCUCCCCCAAAGUCCCGCGGAGCAACUUGGCUAAAAAGCAGACACCUCCAGCACCACCUCCACCACCUCCUCCUCCUCCGCCACCUCCCCCUCCUCCGCCGCUGCUUCCCUCUCGCCAGGAGAAGAAGAAGCCCACCCGGACCAUCGCCGAGGUGAUCAAAUCCCACGAGGCCAGCAGCAAGAAGGCCAAGGGCAAAGGGAAGAAGGGCAAGAAGGGCAAGGCCAAGGACGAGACCACCAGCAUCCUCAAGGAGCUGAAGAACGCGUUGAGGCCCGUGGCGGCGGAAAGACGGGGGGAAGAGAGCAGCAGGCCGUCCACGCCGAUGAGGUCGGCCCACGACCAGCUGAUGGACUCCAUCCGGAACAGCAGCAUCCGGAACCUGAGGAAGGUUGAACUUCCAUUGCACCUACGAUAAUACAGAAGAGGAAGAUGCCGUGGGAACUAGCUGGGAUACGCGAAGAUCAACAGCAAUU
Hippocampus comes (tiger tail seahorse) is the source of this 1906-nucleotide messenger RNA. RefSeq names its product leiomodin 2 (cardiac) b (gene lmod2b). NCBI's taxonomy places the organism in Eukaryota, Metazoa, Chordata, Actinopteri, Syngnathiformes, Syngnathidae. The transcript has 6 exons. Gene Ontology annotation, molecular function: tropomyosin binding. Gene Ontology annotation, biological process: actin filament organization; muscle contraction; myofibril assembly. The record is from RefSeq and is a predicted model, not a curated record. Gene Ontology annotation, cellular component: striated muscle thin filament; myofibril; cytoskeleton. The coding region runs from base 211 to 1848 and encodes 545 amino acids.